AUGCUGGCUGCAAGCAAGCUGGAGGAUCGCACAAACUUUGGUCCAGCACAAGGUCUUCUGCGCCGCCUCCAAGUUGCCCUGCAACAGGCCUACUCGAAUUAUGGAAUUCGCGGGCUGAGGGAUGAGUUGGAGUUCCAAAUGUACUCGGAAGAUAUCACGGCGGAAUUUGGCACUCCAAACGAGGAGAUGCAGAAGAUUAUUGCCGAUUUGCGACGUCCAACGGAGGCUUACCCUCAAGCGCGUGCGAUGCAGCGCACAAUACAUCUACAUGUCGGCCCCACCAACUCGGGGAAAACUUAUCAUGCGCUUAAACGCCUGGAAUCAAGCAAAAACGGCUUCUACGCGGGGCCUCUGCGGCUUCUGGCGCAGGAGGUAUAUCAACGAUUCACGUCUGCUGGAAUCUCCUGCAGCUUGAUCACCGGUGACGAGGUUAAAAUCCACCAAGGGGCUGAGCCUGCAGGGAUUGUGAGUAACACCGUCGAAAUGAUCAGCAUAGGACAGCCUUAUGAGGUCGGAAUUAUCGAUGAGAUCCAGAUGAUCAGUGACACUCGGCGUGGGUGGGCCUGGACUCGUGCGUUUCUCGGUGCCCGCGCCAAGGAGCUCCAUCUCUGUGGUGAACUAAGAGUGGUUCCUCUGAUCCGGGAGCUAGCUGCUCUGUGCGGAGACAAGCUAGAAGUCCAUCGCUACGAACGACUGAACGAACUGAAAGUCGCCACCAAAAGUCUACGCGGUGAUCUGAACAAUCUUCAGAAGGGCGACUGUGUCGUCUCCUUCUCCCGUGUUGGGAUUCACGCUCUGAAAGCCGAGAUCGAAAAGACUACAGGAAAAAGAGCAGCAAUUGUUUACGGUAGUUUGCCGGCCGAAAUCAGAACCCAGCAAGCCCGGCUCUUCAACGACCCCAACAAUGAUUACGACUUUUUGGUUGCCAGCGACGCCAUUGGCAUGGGCCUCAACUUGAGCUGCAAGCGUAUCAUCUUCGAGACCGUGAUCAAAAGGGUUCCGGCUGGGCUCGUACGGCUCACUGUGCCCGAGAUCAGACAGAUUGGCGGGAGAGCCGGUCGUUAUCGGCCUGCUACACAGCACCGGGGGGCUUCGAAAGAUGAUGGGAAGGAAAAUGUCGGUUGGGUGACGUCCCUCGAAGAAGUCGAUCUACCUUACAUCAAGCAGGCAUUCGAAAACGAGCCCCCUGCUCUUGUUGCUGCCGGCUUGCACGCCCCGGACGCUGUCUUCCAGAAAUUCGCAGCGUAUUAUCCUUCGAACACCCCCUUGGAAUACUUGAUCAAGCGCAUUUAUGCAGUUGCCAGAGUACAUCCGCUUUUCUUCCUGUGUGAUCCUCGCAAUCAGCUCGAAAACGCCACAAUCAUCGAUUCGGUUGAAGGGCUGCGCAUCCCUGAUCAAUUGACUCUCAUGGCCGCGCCGAUGUAUGUCAAGGACAUCAUUGGCCGGGACGCUGCUGUCGAUUUCGCUCUAGGCGUUGCCCAGAAUUCGGACGGUCAUCUUUUGAGCUUUCCCAGCCUCAACCUGGAGAUUCUUGAGCAGGAGGUUUCGGCGAGCAAAGAGUAUACGACCGAACUGGAAUCCCUGCAUAAGUCUAUCGUUUUAUAUCUUUGGCUGAGCUACCGCUUUGGCGGCAUCUUCACAGACCGGACAUUAGCCACGCACGUCAAGGAGCUGCUAGAAGAAAGGAUGGUCCGGGCUUUGACGGAAUUUUCCGCAAACAAGAAGCUUAGAAAGGAUUCUUCUCUCCGGCGGCAGCUUGCUCUUGAAAAGCAGAGCGCGGAGCUACAACAGCUGCUGGCAGAGACAACUGCUACGACCUAUGGUAGCGACAUCACUUCCCUUGAUUCUUCCGAACAAGACAGCUCGUUCCAAGGAGACGACUUACUGGAAGAACCUGUGUUGGAAGAUCCUGAAGACGAGGCCAAUUUAGAGGAAUCUGCUCAGGAUGAGCAGGUUCAGGAGGAACCGUUCUGGGAUAAGCGAGUCCAGGAUGAGCAUGUUCAAGAUGAGCGAGUACACGAAGAUCAAGAGCAAGGAAAGCGAAGGACCCAAAAAGGGCCUCACUAG
Molecule: messenger RNA, 2067 nt
Organism: Aspergillus saccharolyticus JOP 1030-1
Lineage: Eukaryota; Fungi; Ascomycota; Eurotiomycetes; Eurotiales; Aspergillaceae
Product: ATP-dependent RNA helicase SUV3
Exons: 2
Coding region: 1-2067 (688 amino acids)
Biological process (GO): RNA catabolic process; mitochondrial RNA 3'-end processing
Cellular component (GO): mitochondrial degradosome
Molecular function (GO): hydrolase activity, acting on acid anhydrides; ATP binding; RNA helicase activity
Source: RefSeq, a predicted model, not a curated record